Laetiporus sulphureus 93-53 is the source of this 2516-nucleotide messenger RNA. RefSeq lists its product as uncharacterized. The transcript has 17 exons. NCBI's taxonomy places the organism in Eukaryota, Fungi, Basidiomycota, Agaricomycetes, Polyporales, Laetiporaceae. Gene Ontology annotation, biological process: positive regulation of transcription by RNA polymerase II. The record is from RefSeq and is a predicted model, not a curated record. Gene Ontology annotation, cellular component: nucleus. Gene Ontology annotation, molecular function: transcription cis-regulatory region binding; zinc ion binding; DNA-binding transcription factor activity, RNA polymerase II-specific. The coding region runs from base 321 to 2384 and encodes 687 amino acids.
CGAACAAGGGAAUCCCGAACCAUGACGGACCAUAGGAGAUACGCAGGAGAUAAGUUGCCCAGAGCGGACUGUACCGAAAUUAGACGAGAAAGGAGAUUCCCGUAUGGCCGGUGGCAGCUCGUUGCUUCCAAAAUCAUUCUGGAGGAAAACCUCGAAAAAGAAUUAUCCUCCGUCGCCAUGCUCAGAAAUUUUGUGGACAUCUGCGACAUUCACGCGCAACCCUCAGAUAUGGAUCGAGACAAACCCCGAUAUGUCUGAUCCGCCAUAACUCGUGCUGCCGUGUUGCUGCCAUCCCCCAUGAACACAGUCUACUUUAAAGGAUGGAUCAGACGACCGGUCCUCUUCCCCAGGAGAGCCUUUCCCAUACCUUCGGCGUCAUGUCCGACACCUUACACUACUCGUCGCCCAGCAACUACGUCUCGCCCGCUUAUUUCCCCCAGUCCCAUCAUUCUACGCACAUGCACGCUAUGACGACCUCUCCACGUCCAGAAAGUGGUGCACAAAGGAAGCGCCCAAAAUAUACCCGUAGCAAGACAGGAUGUCUGACGUGCAGGGCGAAGAAGAUAAAGUGCGAUGAGGCGAAGCCCAAUUGCGUGCGAUGCGUUCAUGGUCAACGAGAGUGCACGUGGCCCGAGGGCGUGCCCGCUCGAAAGAAGCCUACCUCGAAGAGGGAACCUGCGGCAGACAUGAACCUUGAUAUCAGACCGUCGACAGCUGGAUCGUCUAGCGUGUCCGACGCGUCCACCCCUCCCACGCGCGACAUUACCCCUCCUACCAAGCGCGAGCCGAUGGAGGUCAAUAUACCUAGUCUUGCUUCACGUCGCCAUAGCGAGCCGAUGUUGCAGUUACCCACCGUAGCCACUGAUGCUUCAGCAGCCCGUCGCACAAGUCUAAUCUCCUCAUCUGCCCCUUCACAUGCAUACCCCCUACAUCCUAGCGCACAUACCCAGAUGCUUCCGGCAAUCCCUGAGUUCUCUACAUCAUAUUCCGCGCAUCAAUCAUACCACAGCGCUUAUCCUGUCAACUCUCACCACAUGCAGACGCCCUCACUUGUUCUUCCGCGCGCUACCCCACAUCAUGGCCAUUUCUCCUCUCAACGACACAUAGAUGUGUCAUCUAAUACUCCAUCGUGGCCAGCUCCGCUGAUGCAACCCGACCCCCUGGAACCCUAUUUCACGUCGGUCCAGGAGAGAACCUUGAUCCGUCACUACUGCGACAACGCAAUGAGCAUCAUAAUGGCCUUUCCGCAUGAGAAUCCAGUUGUGGCUGCCAACCUCCAGUUUGUCUUCGACCACGUCGGUGGGUCCGACUCAGCCGUAGAAUCGUUACGAAUGGCACUGUUGGGUACUGCCGCCGUCCACCAAUCAUUCAUGUUUUCGCGUGUCGGCCAGCGUGGCGCAGAUGAAGCGAUGCAACUCGCUCUCUCGUUCCGCAACAAAUCGAAGCGUCUACUUGCUGCUGCGUGUUCGACCUCGGACGGUCUCCAGAGUGACGUCGCGUUGGGGGCCGCGGUCGCCAUAGUACUCAUUGACAUCUUUUCCGCCGGGCAGAAUUGGGCUGCGACCCUUAAUUUGGCCAAGUCGUUAAUUCACAUGCGAGGAGGUCCCGCUGUCUUGCUGGCUCGAAGUCCUCAUUCGAAACCUGGUACCGUCAGCGGUGUGUGGCGUGCUCGUUUGCUGUUGGAAAUUGUGGCGGUAUAUGAGCUAUUCGGAUGUUUGGCAAACGGGCAGGAGCCCACCCUCCUAUCGCCUAACGUUAGCAGUUGGUGGGUCGAAAAUGCGAAUGCGAACGACUCGCGUUCAUAUGUAGAAAAGGUGUUUGGGAUGUCCCGUCAGUUGAUACCCCUCUUAGCCCGGGUGAUUGCAUUCGUCGCUCGUGUACUUCACAAGCGUUCGAGGAUCAAGGAACUGGGCGACACCAUGACAGAUGCUGAUGACGCGAACAACGCUCGUGCACUGUAUGCCCUCCUAGACAACUGGACAGGGCGCACAGAGAACUCGCCUCCCCGAAUUACCAUGGGUGACAGUGUGUACCGCAACGUCGCGCAGAUCAUGUUACUACGAGAUGUCCUUUGUCUGGGACCGGAGGAUGCCCUCGUGCAACAGCAUGCCGAUACCGUACUGUCGCUUUGUAUGGAUUGCGGUCAAUGCAGGAUGAGUGUCGACCUCAACUGGCCUGUGAUCAUUGCCGGGUCGCAAGUUUUCGGUUCGAAUCGAGCUCGUGUCCUCUCUAUCUUCCAAUAUUUCAGGGCUCAAUGUUGCUACGAAAUCGAAACUGCUGAACACAUCGUGCUUCAAGUCUGGAAACGACUAGACGAAAAAAUGCCAGGGGCUGACUGGCGAUCUGUGCUGUCUGAUCACGACCUUAGAGCGCUCAUACUGUAGAUAUGAGUGCCUGUGAUAACGUAACGACGUGUAUGAAUGCUGACCACGAAUGUUUGCCUAGUAGAACACAGUGGGUUCUAGUGGAUGUAUAUAAGUGUUGUUCCAAUCAGAAACAAAUAUGAUCCGACAUUA